Messenger RNA from Ornithorhynchus anatinus (platypus), 2355 nucleotides. RefSeq names its product Z-DNA binding protein 1 (gene ZBP1). Lineage: Eukaryota; Metazoa; Chordata; Mammalia; Monotremata; Ornithorhynchidae. The record is from RefSeq and is a predicted model, not a curated record. The coding region runs from base 300 to 1547 and encodes 415 amino acids. Gene Ontology annotation, molecular function: DNA binding. The transcript has 11 exons. Gene Ontology annotation, biological process: positive regulation of type I interferon-mediated signaling pathway.
GAUGAUUAUUGCUGACUCACUGAAUUACGUGAACGACACUCAGGACACGUUCCUUUGGAGACAGAGUUUCUUGGAGGCUUCAGUGGAGAAAGAACAAUUGGCACCCAGGAAAAUUAAUCUAAAAUUAGAUCCUUUCUUCACUUUCUAAACAUCCAAAUGGCAAGCCCCCAGAUUUCAGCCUCAGCAUUUGGUUUGCUCUCUGUUCACUGUAAUCUCCAGUGAAAACAUACCUAAACAUCAUCUGGGGCCACAGCAUUUCUCAAGAAAUUUCUUCUCAGUCUCCUUCAAGAUUUAGCUGAAUGGCAGGUGCUACCCCAAGUAAAGAAGUGACCUUGGAACAGAAAGUCCUUCAGAUUUUACAAAGCUCCACGUCCUCCAAGAAGGCCUACAAGAUCGCCGAGGAAUGCUCCGUUGGCCAGGACUGUCGGGUGCCCAGAGCAGACGUCAACAGGGUGCUGCAUGCGUUAAAGAAUAGAGGAAAAGUCACCCUCUUGGAGAGUGGGUGCUGGUGCCUGAGCAGGGAAGACACUACAGACAAAGUCUUACCCGAUGCAUCAUUUCAAAGAAAUGGGGCCCUGGAACAGAAAGUCCUGCAGGUUUUACAAAGCUCCACAUCCUCGAAGAAGGCCUACAAGAUCGCCGAGGAAUGCUCCGUCGGCCAGGACUGCCGGGUGCCGAGAGCAGAUGUCAACAGGGUGCUGCAUGCGUUAAAGAACAGAGGAAAGGUCACCCUCUUGGAAAGUGGGUGCUGGUGCCUGCACAGGGAAGGUACUGUGGAUAAAGACCGCACCAACGUAUCACUGCAAAGAAAUGCUGAUUCCACGGUACCGCAGAAGGAAAUGCCUCUUGUUUCUGCGAUUGACAUCCGUCGGCUUCCUGAAAUUUGUCAACUUGGAAAACAUGAUCCGAUUCCUGCCAUUAUUAUUCAGAACAGCCCAACAAAUGUUAUCUACCAAGGUGGAGAGAAGAACACAGUUUCUAUUGGUGAUUCCAAAGUUACUCAAAUUGGAAGUGUCAACUCAAUGAAUCAGCUUCCUGAUGGUAGUAAGGGUUAUGAUUCUGGAUUUACUUUACCUACUGUACAGUCUGACUCUCAGGCAUCAUGCCCUUCUGGAGGACUGGGGAUUUCCAGUGCACUGUUGGCCCAGAACAUCACAAUCUUAGAAGCAGAGCUUCAAAAUGUGCAAAUUGGAAAUGAGAACAAAAUGGAUAUUAGGAGCCAUGGUGCAUUUGCCAGCUUCACUGAAGACAUGGGAAGACAAAGAGUGCCAGAGAUGAGCGAGUCUGGCGAAGGGGCCACACUCUCUGCCAAGGGCUCAAAUGCCUCAAUAGACAUCAUCCAUACAACCCUGCGUGGUCUUCCUGGAGGAGAAACCCCAGCUCAAAACAUCCACAUUCAGAAGUCACAGCUGAAGAAUGUCACCAUUGGCACUGGGAACAAAAUGGACCUGAAAGUGGGUGAAAAGGGCAUGGCCGGUGGAGCCUGGAAUUGCCCUUUCGACAAGCUCAGGUGUGAUUCCGAGAUAACACCAGAGUCCUCUCCAUGAGGCCAGUGGCCAAAAUUUCCAGCUGGAAUUGCCUACUGCCGAUCGUUCUUGGAUACAGUCUGCAUCUGUCAGAAGUGAAAACUACCUUUGGGGAGACGAAAUCGGUGACACUGAGGCUGAACUCUAGUCUCUAAGAGCCUUGUGGGCAGGGAUCUUGUCUACUCUACUGUAGUGAACUCUCCCGAGGGCUUAAUAUGGUGUUCUGCACACAGUUUUGCAAAUGUCAAAAUUGCUAAGCCAGCACUCAGCAUUCCAGUUACCUGAUGAAAUGUUAAGUGUGCUCAACAGCUGCCCCUGUCAGCCUCGUCCAUUGUGCCUCUGACAUUUCAACUGUGAUCUCAUGCAGCUUUGCAACGUGUCCAUCUCCAUUUUCAACAGUGAGUGGGGGCAUAGAGAACCAGGAAAUGGGAGAGAAGUCCUUGUCAACUGGGAGCCCACUUUCUGGGGACCAAGAAUAAAUAACCCCAUGAUGUUACCUUGGAAGGAGAUGAUAGUGAGAAGACCCAGAGAGGAGAAGCAAGAAGUUUAAGAAGAAAUUAAGAUGAGUAUUACUACACCUUCAGAAAUUAGUCCAGGCCUCUAGGCCAGACCUUGAAGAAAAACAGGCUUGCAGGCAAAAGAAUUUUGACAAAAGUAUCUAAUAUGGUGUAGCUUUGGAGAUUGAUGGCUGUUUUAUGAUGACUAAAACCUCGGUGAUGGUGAGAUGGACUGGUGGCAUAUUUCCAGGUUGGAAUUAUAUAGAUGAGGAAAUUUACAGAUGAGGAAACUGAGGCAUGGAGAAGUUAAAUGAUUUGCUGACGGGCACACA